CCAUACAUAAUCUACUCUCUUAAAUUGUUGCAUCCCUUUGAAUUUUCAAGAAGACACAAACAAAACAAAAAAACACGGAAAAAAUUGUAUCUAUUUAGCCGUAAAAAAUGUAAAUUAAUCACUUUCCAUCCAAAGCCCACAAAAUUAAUGCUGGCCCCGAUAACAGAAAGCCCAUGUUCUCCUAGUGCUACAAUUCCGUAUCCAUGACUGAAACUAGAUAACGCAACAGAGUAUAAAGAGGCGGUAAAAGAACAGUCGCUGAUAGAGACAUAGAGUGAACCGUCAAUCUUCUUCUCUGUGAAAAAAAAAAAGGAGAGUAAAACCCUAAGCUUGGUCUCAUGGCUUCCACCGCGAUCCAGCGACAGCUUGAGGACGCUGGAAAUAGGCUCGCUGAACCUCUUUCUUCGGUCGAUGAACUUCUUCCCCUGCUCGAUGCAAUGGAGAGUUAUCUGGCCAAGUUGGAGCAGUCACCAACAGAUUCAACGCAAAGGGCACUGGCUCCAGCACAAAAUGCACUGGUCACAGACCAGCUCUUGAGGCAUCCAGAUGCGGAUGUCAGAGUGGCAGUGGCUGCAUGCAUCAGUGAAAUUCUGAGGAUAACUGCACCAACUGUUCCUUAUGACGACGAGCAGAUGGUAGAUGUGCUGGAGCUGAUAGUGUCUUCGUUCGAUAACCUGGAGGACACAACGAAUCGAUCGUAUUCCAAAACGGUUGUCAUGCUCGAGAGCAUGGCCAGAGUCAGGGCAUGUGUGCUGAUGCUGGACUUGCAAUGCGAUGCACUGAUUACAGACAUGUUCCACAAGUUCUUCAACACUGUCAGGGACUACCAUCCAGAGAAUGUCGUUUCUGCCAUGGAGACCAUUAUGACGCUUGUCAUCCAAGAAAGUGAGGAUAAUGUGCCGCUGGAGACCAUUACAACCCUUUUGGAUAGUGUCAAUAAGGGGAAUGAGGAAGUGUCGGCUGUUGCUCGCAAGAUGGCAAGGAGAGUUAUUCAAGCCUGUUGUUCGACGGUGAGUGCUGCUUCGACAUCACCGGCUUCUUCGCCGGCGGAUGGUGGUAUGGAAGACAAUAAUGGUGGUCCAGCAGUUGAAAAGGAGGCAAGCAGCAGUGGUAGUACUGGAUCCUGGCUUGGAAGUAGAUUCCAAUGGCUUUUCAGGUGAUGCAUGUGUAGCGUAACAUAUGCUGGGUCUAUAUUAUAUAUUAGUGCUGGUGAAACUAGAAUGCAAAUCUCGGAACAGUGAUCUAGAUGAAAUUUCUUUCUACUUUUACAUUAAGUGUUGCAUGGAUUCUUGGUAAUAAUGUGGUUCCUUUAUUAUAUACGUGGAUUCUUGGUGAAAUACUGAAAUGUGAAUGGUGGUUUUGUAAUUUAUUAGUUACAUUAUGUUGUACUGCUAUCUAGAUGUUAUUGUGGACGUGGCUUUGCUAAUUGGGCUUUCAUAUCGUGACAUAAGAAAACAUGCAAUUUUUU
Linum trigynum is the source of this 1468-nucleotide messenger RNA. The record is from the annotation of a GenBank genome assembly. Lineage: Eukaryota; Viridiplantae; Streptophyta; Magnoliopsida; Malpighiales; Linaceae.